Molecule: messenger RNA, 614 nt
Organism: Pocillopora damicornis (cauliflower coral)
Lineage: Eukaryota; Metazoa; Cnidaria; Anthozoa; Scleractinia; Pocilloporidae
Product: prolyl 4-hydroxylase subunit alpha-1
Cellular component (GO): endoplasmic reticulum
Molecular function (GO): procollagen-proline 4-dioxygenase activity
Source: RefSeq, a predicted model, not a curated record
GUCUGAGUCGAUUACUUCAAAUUAAGUUACGUACAAUAAGUUUGACUAUGAUGAUAAAUUUUAUGAUCUUGUUCCUAGGAUUAUUUUGGCUACAAGAAACAGUGCAGGCGCAGGAUUUCCAGCCUCCUGUUCAAGAAAACGCUUUCAGUGAACUUUUAAGACUCGAAGAGAAGUUACUGCCGGAAUUGGAUGCAUUCGUCGCAAAAAAAGAAGAUUACUUGAAAGAGCUCGACAAGAUAAUACAUCAGACGGAAAUUUUAAAGAAACCUUCGAUUAAAAGCGUGCAAAGCUUUCUGGGAACUCCACUGAAUCAGUACUUCCUUAUUAAGCGAUUUAUUGACAAUUGGGGAACUCUCGACGAUUAUCUUCAAUCUGAUAUUUCAACACAUGAUUUUGUCUCUCAAAUAAAGCUGAAAAAGGACGCGAUUCCCGCUAAAGCCAAACUCAACGAAAGAUUGCGGGUCCUAGAGGAUACACAUAACAUCGAUCCCGAGGGAUAUCGGGUCUCUUUGUGAUACAUGCUCAUAAAAAUAGAAUUCUGUCUUUUGUUGUGAGCAAAACUGACUACACACAUUAAUAGGGUAAUUAAGUAUUACUGACUGAGCAGAUAACGU